AUGAGCGCCGAGAAGGGGCGCGAUAUGGCGGUGUCGCGGGCGGAGAUGGAGCGUUUGUCUAAGGAGCAGCUAGUGGAGGAGGUGCUGAGGCUGUCCGCCCUCGUGGAGGAGCGCGAGAGGCACCAGAAGCAGGAAGUGGAUUUCCAGCGUGAUCUACUCAAGUCUGUGGGACAAUCCAUCAUAGUCACGGAUCUAGAAGGCCACAUCACUUAUUGGAACCGAGCGGCGACGGAGAUCUACGGGUGGGAGCCGGAGGAGGUGCUGGGGCGGCUGGUGUUCGAGGUGCUGGCGCUACCCGCGGAGGACAUGGGCGAGUGCGGCAUUCAGAUCUUCGCCGCUCUUUCGCGCGGAGACAAGUGGUCGGGCGAGUGGUCCGUGCGCACCAAGGCAGGGGACGUCAUUGAAAUCAUGGUGGUGGACACGCCAGUGAUGGACGAGGCGAAUCAGCUGGUGGGGGUGAUAGGGGUGAGCACGGACAUCAGCGAGCUCAAGCGCAAGGAGGCCGAGAUCCUGCGCCUGAACGCGGAGCUGGAGCAGCGCGUGGCGGAGCGCACGCAGCAGCUGCAGGAGAGCAACCGGCUGCUGCAGGAGGAGGUGCAGGAGCACCUGCGCGCACGCGAGCACCUGCACCGCGUCGCACGGGACAUGGAAGCAUCGCGGUCCAAGAUACUGGAGCAGGCGAACCGGCUGGAGAAGCUCGUGGUGGACCUCCGAGCCGCCCGCCUCGAGGCCGAGUCCGCCAGCCGCCUCAAGAGCCAGUUCCUCGUCAGUGCCUGCCCGUCGCCCCCCCCCCCUCUCUCCUUUCUUUCCGCCCUCACCCCCCUCACCAUCCGUAUCGCCCUGCAUGACACCCUCUACUCCACCUUCCUCCACACUCUCAUCCCCUCCGCCCUACUCAAUUCCUCUCUCCCUUCCCCUCCCCCACCCUCUCCCUUCCUCACUCCCCCCCCCCACCCCGCCCGCUUCCCCUCCGCCUCCUCCCUCACUCCCUCCCUCCUCUCCCCCCUUCCCCCCCGCACCAGGCGUGCAUGA
This is a messenger RNA of Closterium sp. Naga37s-1, 1032 nucleotides long. The record is from the annotation of a GenBank genome assembly. Lineage: Eukaryota; Viridiplantae; Streptophyta; Zygnematophyceae; Desmidiales; Closteriaceae.